Symbiodinium necroappetens is the source of this 972-nucleotide messenger RNA. The record is from the annotation of a GenBank genome assembly. Lineage: Eukaryota; Dinophyceae; Suessiales; Symbiodiniaceae.
AUGUUUGCAUGGCUCUCCGGCAUUGAGCAGUGCGUCUGCUCCCACGCCCAAGAGCGAAGCAGUGUCUGGGACAACAAUCUAGAGAUCAACGAUAGCUAUCCGGCCGUGCCGGGGUUCAAGGAUUCUGUGGUCUUGCAGAAUGUGGAGUACCCUGAGACCUUGCCGCGGUUGCGGGCGAAGCUGCCGCCGGGCCCGAGGUUGCGGUCGGUGCCGACAUUCCGUGCUGCGGAGUUCGAAACAAUGCAGGGCGAACCGCUUCUGAUCGGGACCCUUAUGCACAUCAAGCUGGAGGAGUCUGUGCAGCAGAUGACGGUCACCCUUUAUGCCAACGGCUUCUCGAUGUCGCCGCUGGUCGGUGGAGGAAGUGAUGCGAGACGGGUGAACAGGGCCUGGUCGCCUUUCUCUCUUGUGGAGAAGUGCCAGGUGAAGACCCUGCAGCACUCGGCAUACUGGGCGGUUUUCAAGCUUACAGUCUUCCGUGCCGGAGGUCACGACCUCUGUCUGUACUUCGCCUGCACGGGAGGCAAUGCCUACAAGGAGCGUGACCGAUGGGUCGAGAAGAUUGGUGUUCUAGUGAGCCAGGUGACCCGAUCCCUCUUCCCGCCUGCAGAGAUCAAGGUCCAGCCCCUGCCUGGCAUCGAAUCGACCUCAACGCGGAUACUGGCGGGUUUCCUCCUCCAGGGCUGCAAUAUGGACACCUGCCAGCUCGUCUACGCGGAGCUCCAUGCGUACGUUGCAGGAGAGGCAAAGCUCACUCUCUAUCGCGACGAGUGGUGCGACAGGGAGUUGACGACGAUCGUUCUCUCCAAUGCAUCCACCGUCAGCACGCGGUCUGGUGUCCACUGCAAUGUUUUCGGCAUCGACCAUCACCGCUUCUGUGCCCGCGAUGCUGACGAGAAGGAGUUGUGGCUCCGGGCCGUCAGCAACGUGAAGGUGAAGCUGAUGUUUGAGGCACCGGAUCCCACGCCCGAG